Molecule: messenger RNA, 324 nt
Organism: Oldenlandia corymbosa var. corymbosa
Lineage: Eukaryota; Viridiplantae; Streptophyta; Magnoliopsida; Gentianales; Rubiaceae
Source: the annotation of a GenBank genome assembly
AUGAUCUUCAAUGAAGUUUUAAGACUAUAUCCGUCGUUUCCAGUGCUUAUGAGACAAACUCAUGAAGAAACAAAACUUAGGGAGUUUAAUAUUCCUGUUGGGGUGAUUUUUACUUUACGAGUAUGGAUGUUGCAUCGUGAUCCCAAAAUAUGGGGUGACGAUGCAAGUGAAUUUCGACCAGAGAGAUUUAAGAAUGGAAUUUCAAAUGCAACUACAAAAGAAGGCCAAUUUGGUUUUUCGCCAUUUGGAUAUGGGGCUCGGACAUGCAUUGGACAAAACUUUACAAUGGUAGAAGCAAAAUUAGUGUUGGCAAUGAUUUUGUAG